This is a messenger RNA of Paramuricea clavata, 472 nucleotides long. The record is from the annotation of a GenBank genome assembly. NCBI's taxonomy places the organism in Eukaryota, Metazoa, Cnidaria, Anthozoa, Malacalcyonacea, Plexauridae.
AUGGCAUUUAAUUGCCAUCGUUUCUUCGCAAAUUUCCGCAAUUUCCGUUUCAACAAUACAUCAGAAGUGUUGAAAUAUUAUUUAACGAGGAAAAAGUCGUUCAAUUGCAGUCAUUUUAUUAACGAGCGUAGCGGCAGGCACGUUCUAGCGUCAAAAAUCGACAGCGAUGAUCGAGGCGAACGCGUACAUUUCUGGCAAGCAACUGGAUUUAUAGUUAUGGCUUUUUGCACCGUAUUUUCGCUAAAAAAAAUUCAAGCGGGGACAGAUGACACGAAUGAAGUUUCACGUACUCCAUCAACGAACACACUUUGGCAAAACAGAAACGCUAGUGGGAAGUUUGCGAGAAGAAAUAAAAAAAAAAAAAACAACUUUCUCGAAAGUAAUGCCAUUAUUGGCAAUGCAAAACGAAGAUUAAACUUCGAUGAAAACGCAAAUGAAGAUUUAUGCCCACCAUCAAAAAGAACAACACGCA